Molecule: messenger RNA, 705 nt
Organism: Setaria italica (foxtail millet)
Lineage: Eukaryota; Viridiplantae; Streptophyta; Magnoliopsida; Poales; Poaceae
Exons: 1
Coding region: 104-391 (95 amino acids)
Cellular component (GO): mitochondrion
Source: RefSeq, a predicted model, not a curated record
AAAAAACAUCGGAGGAAUCCUGUCGGCCCCCCACCCUCCCUCCCGCGAGCCCUAGCGGCGCCGCUGGUCGCCUUGGCCGCCGCAGGCCGAGUCCCCGGCGAAAAUGGAUGGCGACCCUCCUCCACCCAAUCCGGCGAUUCCUUCCUCAACCAGCUCGAUUUUGGCCUCCGCCCAUGCCGCCCAGAGACAACUCGCGCUGGGCCAUGGCGGCCUUGGUGGCCUGGGCGCCGCCGGCCGUGCCUCUUUAGGUUUCGUGGCGUCGAGCGGCGGCGCGCUCACGCUCGCGCUCCUCUGCAACAAGGCGCUGCUCCCCGAGAGGGUCCCCAUCACCAUCGCGCUCACGCCGCCCGUCGCCAGGGCCCUCAGCCGCUGGAGGCUCGUCAAGAGCUGAUCUGUGAGUCCGUCCACCGAUUCGGAUUCUCUGCAAUUCUAGGACGAGAGCAAAAAUUGAUGCAACCUUCACCUACUUGUAGAAUGAUGUGGCUGUUGUUUAAUUCGAAAGAGUUCCUGUCGAAUAAUGGUGCUGUGAAGCUGAAUUCUGUUCUAGAGAAACAUGAAAUUGGAGAGCAACAGAUCAAAUUUUUUGGCCUUGUUAGUGAUACUGUCAUUUGUCACUCUGUUGUUAUACAUAGUAUUCACCAUAACUGAUUGGAUUUCUGAACAAUUAUCUUUGGAUCAUAGCAAUGCUCCAGAUGUCUAUGUUUA